AUGUUCUGGAGGUACUCGCUGGAUGUUGACAAGAGGCUGGAAAAUCUCUUCUGGUGCGAUGGUACAAGUCGUUAUGACUACAGCGUCUUCGGUGAUGUCCUGGGUUUUGAUGCAACUUACGGUCGUAACAAAUACAAGUGCCCUUUGGUAAUAUUCUCAGGGGUGGACCAUCAUAUGCGGACGGUGGUGUUCGGCUGCGUCAUCUUGAGCAACAAGAGCGAAGCAAGCUAUGUGUGGUUGCUGCGGUCAUUCCUUGAGGCAAUGAAGGGAAAACAGCCGAAGUCUGUCAUCACGGACGGUGACCUCUCCAUGAAGAGUGCGGUUAUUACAGUUUUUCCCGGUGCACAUCACAGGUUGUGUAGCUGGCAUCUAUUAAGGAACGCCACUGCUAGAAUCGGACGGUCGGGUUUUCUUAGAAAAUUCCGUCUAUGCCUCAUGGGAGAUCUAGAGGUUGACGAAUUUGAGACAAUAUGGACGGAUAGCAUGGCGGACCACGGGUUAGAGGAUCAUUCGUGGAUAGUGGAUAUGUUUGCUAAGAAGCAUUCCUGGUCCAAUGCCCAUAUCCGAGGGAAAUUCUUCGCAGGACUGAAGACGACAUCCAGGUGCGAGGCUUUGAAUAUGCAGCUUGGAAAAUUUAUACACAACGGGUACAAUUUGAGGGAGUUUGUGGAGCACUUCCAACACUAUUUAGAGUUCAUUAGGAGGAGAGAACUAGUGGCAGACUACAAGUCUGCGUAUGGCGAGCCUGUUGUGAAGACGAAACUCGAGGCCAUUGAGCAGUUCGUUGCAACGGUUUAUACAAGAGAGGUUUUUGAACUAUUUCGGAAGGUGUUGAUGCUAGCCAACAACGUUAGAGUUGUUUCCACCAAGAGGACGAGUGCUUGUGUUUUGUUCGAAGUUGCAACGUACUGCAAGCAGAGAUCAUGGGCUGUGUCAUGGGCCGAGGAAGACGACGAAUUCAGCUGUUCUUGUCAGCAGAUGGAGUUCUUUGGGCUUCCUUGUGUCCACAUGGUUGGGGUUCUGGUUUAUCUGAACAUGACAGCUAUCCCCAAAGCCCUAAUAGUUGACCGGUGGACAAAAAGGGCUAAGCAGCCGCGUGCACCCUGCGACGGAACUCGUGUUGGGGAGACCCCAGACGCGGCAUACAUGAGCAUGCACGCGAUGAUGCUGGAUGAUUGCAGGGAGCUGGUGAGCCUGUCUUGCCAGUUUUUCGAGGACUACGUUGACUUGAAAACAAGGUUGGCAAAGGAGCGUCAAUCCCUGUGGGACAAACAUCGCAAAAGGUUGGGUGUUGCUGAGGAGGCCAGUAGGUUGUCUGUUUAG
Messenger RNA from Arachis stenosperma, 1323 nucleotides. Its product is annotated as protein FAR-RED ELONGATED HYPOCOTYL 3-like. NCBI's taxonomy places the organism in Eukaryota, Viridiplantae, Streptophyta, Magnoliopsida, Fabales, Fabaceae. The record is from RefSeq and is a predicted model, not a curated record. The transcript has a single exon. Gene Ontology annotation, molecular function: zinc ion binding. Bases 1 to 1323 code for a protein of 440 amino acids. Gene Ontology annotation, biological process: regulation of DNA-templated transcription.